AUGUCAUUCACUCAGCACUUCCUCGUGGGUCUGGAACGAAAGCCGUUCAAUGUCCACUCAGAUCUGGCCGUCCAACUUUCCCCCGUCUUCGCCGCCCUGAUCAACGGUAGUAUGGUCGAGAGUGUCGAAAGACGGGUUGUCUUGGACGACAUCGACGAAGGGACCUUUCUGCGCUUCUGCGAAUACGCCUACAAGGGAGACUUUUCGGUCCCUCCGCCCAAAACUGUCGUGGACCAGGAACUGCCGUCGUCACCACAAGUGGAAACAGUCGACGAAAAGUUCACUUCGAGCCAUAACAGGUCUCUCUCCACUGAUGUUCCUGUUGGAAAAGUCCUCGAUGGCGAUAAAGGAGAAGGGUUCAACGUAUUGGCACCGGGUUUGUGGCCACCGGUCCGGCGUGACCACCACAAACCAGCUUGGAGGCACCAGAUUUCUCGGCCAGUCUCGUGGCUGCGAGGGCGAAGAACAGUCCGCACCACCGACAAUCGCGUGAGGGACUCCCUGGUAAAACCUGCAGUCGUCUCAAAUCUCCCCGAUCCAGGCUCGAAGCUGGCCGCCGACUGGGCCAAGUUCUGCAACGCUUCGACAGACUGGGACGGCCCUCUUUUUCGACCGUACAAGAACUACGCGCCCUCGGAGAGCCUGACGGAGAUGCUCCUGUCCCAGGCGAGACUGUACGUCUUUGCCGACAGAUACGUCAUUGAGUCGCUCAGAUCGCUGGUUCUGUACAAGAUGCGCCGUUCAUUAGCCUCGCUCAAGCUGUUUCCCGAGCGCGUACCGGAGGUGUUCCUGCUCGUCCAGUACGUCUAUGAAAACACAAGGGAAGGCGACGACCUCAGGGCCUUGCUGACGCAAUUCAUCGCCUGCAUGAUCACCGUUUUUCUGCAACACCCCGACUGGGACGGAUUCAUUCGCCAGCAGCACAUUUUCACCAUGGAUUUGUUGAAACAUUUGAGAGAUAGUGUGGAGGGUGCUGGCUGCGCCACGAAUACCAGUGGUUAUCAAGCACCAUCACUUCAACCUGUCGGCUACGGCCCAGCUCCGCGAGGAAGACCACCACCAGCAUUUAUGGAGGACGGACCCGCAGUGUCUCUGGCCGAGCAUAAAAUCCAGGACGUGCCGCCUAUGAGGCUGCCGCACGGAGAUUGGGCAUCAAAAACCAAGCUCCAGAAUUUGGUGGUUCUCAACGACCCUCUCUGGCGGUGGGUCGAUGCACGAUCUCACCAGCGCCUUCGCCAACUGAGUAAUGGCGACGGCGGGCGUCAUCAACGACGCGAUCUUGCCGAGAAAGAUGCUCUCAUCGCGCACGACCCCACCGGGACGGAGCACGAUUGCCUCAAACAUAUCUGGAUGGGUAUCGGCGAUGUCGAGCAAACCCCAUUCAGCAGCGCCCUGGGGAAUGAUGGAACAUCAGUAACGAUCGUGACAAGGUAA
This is a messenger RNA of Fonsecaea nubica, 1434 nucleotides long. RefSeq lists its product as hypothetical. The record is from RefSeq and is a predicted model, not a curated record. Gene Ontology annotation, molecular function: protein binding. Bases 1 to 1434 code for a protein of 477 amino acids. The transcript has 5 exons. NCBI's taxonomy places the organism in Eukaryota, Fungi, Ascomycota, Eurotiomycetes, Chaetothyriales, Herpotrichiellaceae.